GCUAUAAAAUUAAUGAACCCACUACCACCACCACCUUCUCAACCCCCACCACCUUCUCAACCCCCACCACCAAGCACGCCCUCUUCUCCCAACCUCACCACCCCACCACCCCACUCUCUUCCAUUCUCACAUGCUCCCUCAAACCCUUCAUCUUUGGUCCACCAAGCUACACUCGAGGCUUUCGAGCAACUCAAGCAGCAAAUGGUCAAUCAGCUGGAAGAAAGUCGGGCAUCCAUUGACCAACUCAAGAACCAGCUUAUCGAGAAGCAAGAAGAAAGUUCUAAUCUCAACCAGCUUUACCAGAAUCUUCAGUCUGAGAUGAAUGGAAUCCAGCAGAAGCUUAAUGGAAAAUCUCAACCUGCUUAUGAAGAGUUGUCGGCAUGGAAGAACAUUUUCGCCUCUCCUUGCUACUAUUCACGCUUCCUUGAGAUCAAUAUGAACUACUCCUACUAUCCAAUUGGAAAGGCGUUCGCCGCUGAUUUCAACGCAAGAGUGGCCUCAGUGUCCAAGGACUGCAUAGAACCGCUCAUCACCAAGUCUAUCAAGCAAUCACUGGACAAGGCCAUCAGGAAAGGUAUGGACAAGGCAGUUCCACUCAUCAAAUCGGAAUACAACUAUUGCAUGAGCCUCGUCAGACAAGAUGCUCACAGAUUGGACAUUAAAGAAUCGGAAUAUUCAUCAUAUCGCAAGAAGGACGAACACCCCAAGACAAAGGAUGGCAAGCGGUCAACUUCUAAGCGUCACUACGAAGAGGACAGCGGUCGAGGAUACGACUAUUACAAAACCUCCAAGAAGCCCCGUCACUUAAAUGUCGAAAUCUUCUCUCAUUUAGGAACACCAGCAAUUGACCUUUUUGCAUCCAACUAUCAGCACGCUUCUCCAAUCUUUGAUGGCCACUUCGCGAGAGAUUGCCCGCAGCGGGCGGGCGCUGCUGCUAAUAAUAAUAACAAUAAUAGUAAUAACUAUAAUAAUGGCUACCAGAGGUAUAAUGGGUUGACGUGGCAGCAGAAGAAGGAUGUGGAAGACAUCGCAUGGAUGAGGGAACUAUGUGCGGACAUCGUGAAGCAUAAGAAAGAGAGAGAGGAGCAGGAGAAGGAGCAGGAACGUUUGAGGAUAGAAGAAGAUCGGCGAAAGAAGGAAGAGGAACAACAUCGACAGAUUGAGAGACAGGCGGAGAUUCGGGAUGCACGACUGAUGGCGGCAAUGACAUCACAGCUUAAGGCACUACACGAAAAACUGGCGAUGCAGAUGGACGAAGUCAGAUCGAGGAUACAUACUCGAGACACGCAACGGAAUGACGCCGAGACGCUACGAGGAGAGGUGUUCGAGCUGGAGCGAGAGCUGGCGAAAGAAGACAGCCCGGAAAAGGAGAAGGAGGAGCUACGGGGGAAGCUGGCGCAACUGCGGAAGCUGAAGGAGGAACGUGAUCUGGCCCGCGUUAGAAAGAAGACCAUGGAGGCAGAGUUAGAGUGGGAACUCGAACAGACGAGGAGGGAAGUUGAUCUAGAAGAUCAAUAUGCACCAUCGUCAUCAACAAGACCCCCACGGAAACGAAGAACAAAGACUCCAUCUACACCAUCACAGAAGAAGAAUCCGACUAUCGAUAACGAGACACUGCUCGCAGGCUGGCGAGAUAUCACGAGGAACGGCGCAGGGAACAACGUCGUGGAUUACUGCAUGAACAUGCGAAGCUACCUCCGAACCAAAUCAAUGGCGGAACUGCAAUGUCUGUGCGGGGAGGAGAAUGUGGAAUACGUAACGAGGGAGAAGGUGACUAAGUCACUGAUAUCAAACAAGAUGCAAGAGAAGAUUCUGCGGGGAAACGCAGGAUCUGCCGUCGAUCCGAAUCCGGAGAUGGACGAAGUCAGAUCGAGGAUACAUACUCGAGACACGCAACGGAAUGACGCCGAGACGCUACGAGGAGAGGUGUUCGAGCUGGAGCGAGAGCUGGCGAAAGAAGACAGCCCGGAAAAGGAGAAGGAGGAGCUACGGGGGAAGCUGGCGCAACUGCGGAAGCUGAAGGAGGAACGUGAUCUGGCCCGCGUUAGAAAGAAGACCAUGGAGGCAGAGUUAGAAUCACAGAAGAAGAAUCCGACUAUCGAUAACGAGACACUGCUCGCAGGCUGGCGAGAUAUCACGAGGAACGGCGCAGGGAACAACGUCGUGGAUUACUGCAUGAACAUGCGAAGCUACCUCCGAACCAAAUCAAUGGCGGAACUGCAAUGUCUGUGCGGGGAGGAGAAUGUGGAAUACGUAACGAGGGAGAAGGUGACUAAGUCACUGAUAUCAAACAAGAUGCAAGAGAAGAUUCUGCGGGGAAACGCAGGAUCUGCCGUCGAUCCGAAUCCGGAGAUGUGUAACAUACCGACAGAAACAGCACUCGCAACGAGCAAGAAGGAUUUCGAAGACCUGGGUCUGAAGAAACUAGGAUCAUGGAGGAAGAAGGGCAGACUAGGAGACGCAUAUGUCAUACCAAAACACAAGGACCCCCGAAGAUGGCGGCCGAUCGCCCCAGCAUGGAAUGCAUCGAUGAAGGAAGGAGCGAAGAAGGUGGCCAAAGCACUCCACUGCAUGCUGCAAUGCCUGGCAAAGAGGCUCCAUUUCAACGUAACGUCAUCAGAAGAGGCGAUCAGGAGACUGACAACAUGGUCGGCGAACCUGAAUCCGGGGCAAGGAGUGAUGGCGGCAACUUUCGACAUCAAAAACAUGUUCGCUGAACUGCCACAUGCAACGAUCCGGGAAUCACUGGAUUGGAUGAUCAAGAUGAUGGAGGCGAAGGGAURUGACARGGUGAAUGUGAAYUGUYGAGGGAAGAGACCAGCUAUGGGCAGGCAAGCGAGGGAUGGACACCACUCAGUGAAAUUCAAUCACAUACGUGAUUGGGUUGGCUAUGAGCUGGAUCAUUCCUACUGUUUGGCCGAAGGGGAACUGAUACAACAAGUACAAGGAAUCCUGAUGGGCGGGCAUACUAGCCCAGCCCUGGCAUGUAUCCUCUGUGUUAAAAGUGAAGCCCAACUCAUAUAUGACCUUGGGACGGACUGGAGACAGAUCCUUGGAUUACGACUCAUGGAUGAUGUGGCCAUUUUCAUCUGCUGCCUUCCGAAGAAGGUGGACUCGGCAUGCCGGGUGAGGGACAUCCUUGCGCAACUACGGAGGUGUUACCCGCCUGACCUCACUCUGGAAAGAACGGACGACGACAAUGGGACACUAUCCUUCCUGGGAUGCAAGAUCUUCUUGGACCAACAGGGCCCAAAGAUCUCAUCCGUUCUCCAAAUGAAAAACCAGGAAUGCCUGUCCGAAGGCAGACCACUGGUUUUCCAGGGUAUACAGGACUAGACAUCAUACAGCGACAAGGAAACCAAGAGAUCGAUGAUCACAAGCUACCUCCACCGCAUUGUGAGAUGCU
Molecule: messenger RNA, 3406 nt
Organism: Chara braunii
Lineage: Eukaryota; Viridiplantae; Streptophyta; Charophyceae; Charales; Characeae
Source: the annotation of a GenBank genome assembly